AUGGAGAAGUACCUCCUUGGCCCUUCGAUGGGAGAAGGAAGGUUCGGAUCCGUACGUUCCGCUGUUAUCAGGGGGUCCGGGGUGCCUGUCGCCAUCAAGUUGAUUAACGUCACGCGCGUUGAGGAAGGUAUUCCUCAUAUGGUUGCCAGGGAAUUACUAGUGUCUAUGCGGCUGCAGCACCCAUACAUUAUUAGGACUUAUGAGGUCUUCCCAUACGGAUCUUCUGUGGCUUUGGUGAUGGAGCGUUGCGCGACCGAUUUGUCGGCGGUGCUCUGUGAAAGAAGUCCCGCUAAUCCCCUUUCCCCUCAAUCAGCAAAAUCACUUUUCAGGAUGCUUCUUGGGGCACUUGCAUAUAUGCACAAGGAGGGCAUCCUUCAUCGUGACGUAAAACCCUCAAAUUGCUUCUUGGCGCGAGAUGGAACCCUUCGUCUUGGUGACUUUGGUCUUAGUCGCAUGCAAGACACGGAAGAGUCCAUGACUCAUGAGGUGGUGUCGAGAUGGUACCGUCCCCCGGAGUUGUUGCUGGGUCAGCGCCACUACGGACCAGAGGUUGACAUGUGGUCCGCUGGCUGUGUGUUCGUAGAGUUGUUACGAGGGUAUACCGGCGCGUUUUUUGCUAGUGACGGAGAUGUCAUGCAGCUCUCACGGAUUUUCGAUGUUUUGGGCACCCCGACACAGGAAUCAUGGCCCACUGCGGAGUUGCUUCCAGAUUGGGGAAAGGUGCACUUCGAACCUAAGAACCCGUGCCCAUUGGGUGAGUUUUUCCCCGAGGCGUCCGGAUCUGCGGUUGACCUAUUGCGGGGUUUACUUUGUCUUGAUCCUUCCAGACGUCUCAGUGCUGCAGAUGCCCUUUGUCAUACAUAUUUCAACGAGUACUGA
Messenger RNA from Trypanosoma brucei brucei TREU927, 879 nucleotides. Its product is annotated as protein kinase, putative. Gene Ontology annotation, biological process: positive regulation of transcription by RNA polymerase II; protein phosphorylation. Gene Ontology annotation, cellular component: cytoplasm; nucleus; transcription factor TFIIK complex. The record is from RefSeq and is a predicted model, not a curated record. The transcript has a single exon. NCBI's taxonomy places the organism in Eukaryota, Euglenozoa, Kinetoplastea, Trypanosomatida, Trypanosomatidae. The coding region runs from base 1 to 879 and encodes 292 amino acids. Gene Ontology annotation, molecular function: RNA polymerase II CTD heptapeptide repeat kinase activity; cyclin-dependent protein serine/threonine kinase activity; ATP binding.